AUGGGUGGGUCUCGCUCGUCAUCCCACGUGGACAACGUGCCGACCGUUCCACUCGGAACACCACGAAUGGAAAACACUGCACUAGAAAAAGUGGGCAAUGUAACAAAAGUCUAUGAAGAGAAGCAAAAGAUGGUUCACAAGGGUUGUUUGCCAGCAUUGAACGACGAGAAUCACGGACACAAGCAAAAGCACAAAGUGCAUCAAGUGCAAAGAAAUGGUGGAUGCAUCACCGUGUUUCUCAGUCAGGAGGAGUAA
Messenger RNA from Angiostrongylus costaricensis, 255 nucleotides. The record is from the annotation of a GenBank genome assembly. Lineage: Eukaryota; Metazoa; Nematoda; Chromadorea; Rhabditida; Metastrongylidae.